GCCUGCGGUUUGUUUUUACGGAACUACUUUCGUGUCCAUCCGAGUACAGAGUUCUAGUCCUUUAACCGGCUGUUUUAGAGCUUAUUUACGUUAUUUCUCUAACCAGAUGAAGUUUGUGUGAUUUAUAUUUUAUACUAUAGUUGUUUAUAUGAAUUACGGUGCGUUAUUUAAGACAUAAAAGGCAGUAAGCUCUAGUUUUCUACACGGAUCCGAUGUGCGGCCUUUUCUUUUUCAUGGACGUCCGCCAUCUUGAAUUUUAAUGUUGAUUUUAAAGUGUAGCCAAGUUCGAUAUGUUUAUCAUUAUUUUUUAGGAUUUUACUUCGAAUUCGGAUCGUAAUCGAAGACUCACGUCUGAUUCGCAAUGGCAGCCAAUGACUAACACAGAGACUCAAUGCGACUAACGCAGGCGUUCUGCGGGCAUGAAGUGGAUGGGAGAAUCCAAGAAGAACAUGGUAGUAAAUGGCAGACGACAUGGCAGCAGGUUCAGCGAACAGCCGGGGAGCCAAAGUCGCACUCAGCAUCUGCGUCACAGCAAGAGCUCGCUCAGCAGCCGGAGAUGCAGCCGCCGUUUCAACGGUGGUCCGAUGGAGGCGGAAAGACGCCACGUCCCGUCAUCCGGAAUGACGGCGAAGGAGCUGUGUGAGAACGACGACCUGACCACGAACCUCAUCCUCGACCCUUACCUCGGCUUUCAAACCCAUAAGAUGAACACCAGAUUUCGACCCAUUAAAGGAAGACAAGACGAGCUGAAGGAGAUUAUCGAGAGUUUUAAAAAACACAGUGACCUGGAGAAAGCUUUCGAAGCUUUAACUUGCGGAGAUUCCUCCAGAAAUCAUCUCCUGUCCAAGACCAAGGCGCAGGAGAAGCUUUUCAAGCAACACGUCUUCGUGUAUCUGCGCAUGUUCGCCAGCGACAGCGGGUUUGAGAUUUUGCCAUGCAACCGUUACUCGUCCGAGCAAAACGGAGCCAAAAUCGUCGCUACUAAAGAAUGGAAGAGGAACGAUAAGAUCGAGCACCUGGUGGGUUGCAUCGCCGAGCUGUCAGCCAGCGAGGAGAACAUGUUACUGCGCCACGGCGAGAACGACUUCAGCGUCAUGUAUUCCACUCGCAAAAACUGCGCACAGCUCUGGCUCGGACCCGCCGCCUUCAUCAACCACGAUUGUCGGCCAAAUUGCAAGUUUGUGUCCACCGGCCGCGACACGGCUUGCGUUAAAGUUCUCCGAGAUAUCGAACCCGGGGAAGAAAUUUCCUGUUACUACGGCGACGGCUUCUUCGGAGAAAACAACGAAUUUUGCGAGUGCUACACGUGCGAAAGACGCGGCACCGGUGCUUUCAAAUCAAAAGUGGGACUUCCUGUGGCAGUUCCUGUUAUCAACAGCAAAUACGGCUUGAGGGAGACCGACCGGCGACUCAACAGGCUGAAGAAGCAGGAAGAAGCGAGUCAGAACUCCGACGUCCGAUCCGUCGACUCUCACACCGACGCAGACACUCAGGAUUCUCCAAAAACACACUCAUCGUCUAGGAAAAGAGCACCGUCUAGCACGAGGGUAAAAACCAGGAGUCAUGAUGGACAGUCUCUCUCAAGAGCUUACACAUCUACCUCACCUUCCAAACAAAGUCAAGCUAAUAACAGGGUACCAAAGAGACUGAGAUCGAAACCCUCCAAGCCUUCGCUCACGAGUUUGAGGUUACGGAGCCAAAGCCGAGGGUCGGAGGCGAAGACCUCCGGUAAAGAGCCGAAAGCGGCGCUCUGUAGUGACGUCCGUGUGAAAAAGGAGAAAGACUCGCUUAGGACUUUUAACUCGGCAGGAUCGAGGGACUGCAUAACACGACACAACGCGAAGGAAAACAAUCAGCCGCCUUUAAAAUUUCCCGCAGAAUCCGAGAGCUGCACCUACAGGACUCGAAGGUCAACCAGGACUUUACAUAAGGCGCAGGAAGCGGACGGCGUUAACGGAGAACGAAGCACUUUCCAAGGACAAACCCCGGUCAUUAAAACGGAGCCGGAGGACAUGGAGGAGUAUCUCGCUCACGGCUUGAGGUCGGACCAGAAAACACCAGAAGACGUGUACAUGAGGAGAGUCUCUACCUCCCAGCAUCACCAGUUCACUCAGCUCCACCUGGACAGGAGGAUAAAGAGCGAGGACAAGCGCAGCGAACAUUUCACGCCAAGGUUCAUGCAAAGUCCCAGCGUGAAGGACGUGCUCCUGGGGUUUCCCGAAAGGACUCGGCAUUGCGGUUCCUCCAGAAAGGACAAAUCUAAAGGAGGAAGUCGGAGUUUGGGAAAAGGGAAGAAAAAGAACCGAAUUCCGCACUACGACGCGGUGAUCCUGGACAGCAGCACAGGGAUUCCCAAGCUGACCCUGCGCAGACGGAGGGACAGUGGCGAGACCAGACAGGCUCACAUGAACUCCUCGAAGAUCAGCAUCAAGCUCGGGAAAGAGCAUGAGCGAGACGAGGGAAGCUCUUACGGAGCCAGGUUCAACAACGGCUUCGCUUCCGCACCCCGAAGCAGCUCCAGCAAGCUGAAGAUCCAGCUGAAGCGCGAGGACAGCGAGCACCUGGUCACGCAGACAUUUCUCCAUAGCAACCACAGGAGCAAGCGUGUGGAACAGCAGCCUUCGUCAGAGGAAGAGGAGGAGGAGGAGGACGAGGAGGAGGAGGAGGAGGACGACGAUGACGAUUACGAGGACGAUUUCAUCCCGCUUCCACAAGCAAAACGUCUCCGGCUCAUUCUCGGGAAAGAUUCCAUAGACAUCGAUAUCUCCUCCAGGAGGAGAGAGGAUCAGUCGCUGAGGCUCAACGCAUAAGCUCACCUUCAGACUCACAUGUACAUAAACUUCAGGUUAACUCCGAUCAUGUCACCGAAAAGAAAACCACAGAUCAACGAACAACUUGAGCUGUUUUUUUUUUUUUGUCUCCCUUCAAUCUAAUCUAAUCUAAUCUCUCUCCGCUGUACACGUAGCGUGUGUGACGUCACCGCUGACAACAGCUUCAACGUUUCGCCGAACAGAGACUUUAAAACGGAAGCCUACGGAGGUUCGCGUCCGGUGUUUUAAAUAGACAGUCGUGUAACAUCGGUUAAAAACAACCGCCGAAACACAAAGCUGUGACCGUGGGAUUGAUGAUGAUGAUGAUGAUGAUGCUGUAAUUGUAGAUCACAAUUUUUUUUUAGAUCUCUGCGAUGACGGACUUUACAUCAUAAAGCGGGAUCGUCACACCGUCGAAGCCCAACAGCUACACAAGCACAGAUCGUUUCAUAUAAAAUAAACGUAUCGUUCAUACAGUUUAGAGUCGCGAACACCUUCAAAUAUCAUGUUCUUUAUUUAAACCGUUUAGUGUUCAGAUGUUCAUUACAUCAGUGAUGUAGAAAAGUUUGAUGCAAAAUUAAAGUCGUAGUCGAUUAUAAAACGAUCGGCGUACGAACGGAGAAAAAACGAUAAACGACACAGAGGUUUUCUGUUUAUAUGUGGGCGGGGCUUCUCCCUCCUCCUCCCCCUGUCAGUCACGGCAUCACCAGCCAAUCCCAGGGUCCUGUGCGGUCACGGACGCAGAAGAGGGCGAGCGGCUCUUUCCUCCGUCACCUCCUUUCCCGCCCGUAAGACUCGAGUUCUAAUAAAAUUUUCCAGCAAACGAUUUCUUUUCAAUCAAGAAAUGGUGGAGCUUCUUGUCCGCAGUAAUCACACACGCAGUACAGAUACAGCAGAGAGAGACCUACAUUAAAAAAAUUGUAAAUUGUUAAAAUGCACUUAACGGACGUCUCGCUUGUAAAUAUUUUUGUAAAGUAAGGAAACUCGCGUGACAUCAUCACGAUGUUGUUUUUUUUUAACGCCAUGCUCUGCUGGAAUCAGGUGACGACACCGAUCUGACGAGUCAUGUAGCAUCAUGGGACUAUUUUCUUGUGCGGAUACACUUUCCUACGCCGUCGUACCGUGAGCGUAUCUGCAGAGCACAGAACUGAUGUGGUUUGUUUUGUUUUAUUUCCCUCCUUCUGAAAUGUAAUUGGUGCUGAUUCUCCUCGCCGUCACGCCAGAGCUGACGCGUCGCGGCGAGAAACCGUGCGUGAAUCGUACGGUGUUGGAUUUUGUGAACCGGCAGAAUUCCAUGCCAUCGGUGCUCAUACAUUAGGGCUUUCUGUGAAUUUGUCACCACAUAACAUUCCACACACCAUGAGGUUUUCUCUCUCUCUCUCUCUGUCUGUCUCUCCAUCUCUGUCUCUCUUUGUCUCUCUCUCUCUCUCUCUCUCUGUGUCUGUCUCUCCAUCUCUGUCUCUCUUUGUCUCUCUCUCUCUGUGUCUCUUCUCUCCAUUUCUGUCUCUCUCUCUCUUUCUCUCUCUCUCUGUGUCUCUGUCUCUCCAUCUCUGUCUCUCUCACUCUCUCACUUUUUGUGUCUUUCUGUCUGUCUGUUUCUCUCUCUCACUCUCUCUGUCUCUCUCUCAUUCUCUCUGUCUCUCACUCUCUCUGUCUCUCUUUCUUUCUCACUCUCUCUCUCUUUCUGUCUCACACUCUCUCUCUCUCUCUCUCUCAGAUCGUUCGACCCAGAGUGUGUGAUAUUCACGCACGGCAUUACCUUCUGUCUCGAUUAACGAUGAUCUUUAAAGGUCACGCUUUCGUUCUUUACCUCUUCUUUCCCUGGAAGCGUUCACCCCUAAUCACAGCACUAAUCACCAUUAAGGCAGAUUAUUUUCUAGGAAAUUACAAAUUCUUCAUCCUUAUUAGUUAUUUAUUCAUCACUUACCUACAGCAUCACUUCCCGAGGUCUUUUCGUCCCCUUACGUUGUCUGCAUCAAAACGAUUUCUUCACCUAUUAUAUUUAUUCCCCAGUCUUUUACGUUAAAAGUUCGUUCCUCUUCUCGCUGACGCUCUUAGCAGCUAUAAACAGUCGUUCCCUCACCGAAACUGGAGACUCCUUCUAUAAUAAAGGUUAAAUAAACUCCGCCUCCUCACAGAGCAUCAGAUAAACCGGGUGGUUUAUUUUAUCGUCGGUUUAGUCGGUUAAAUCUCGGCGAACGAUAUUUGUAGCCGUGUUGCUGAAUGAAAACAAGUCGACGUCUUUACGGCCAAUCGGCUUUCAGGAUCGAACGGCGCUGUGGUUUAAGUGAGACGAUAAGCGAACUCAUUCCUCCGAUAGCACACGGUGCCUUUGACAUCACGGGCCAUGACAUCAUGACAUUUACAUUUACGGCAUUUGGCAGAUUUACUUAUCCAGAGCAAUUUUUUUUUUUUUUAAAUCUCAUUUUAUACAACUGAGCUAUGGAGGGUUAAGGGCUUUGCUCAGGGGCCCGGCCCUGGGAUUCAAACUCACAACCUUCCAAUUGGUGAACCAACACCUUAACCACUGAGCUACCACAUCCCUGAUCACGUGACAUCAUGACAUCUCUCUGGUCGGUUCCUCCGUGCUGCUUGAUGCCGUAGAACAUCACAAGACGCCUCGAGAUGAACUUCAUUAUUGUGUCCGUAUCACCAGCAGCCGGGUCCCAGACCUCAUCCCGUCUUCCUACUAACUCGUGAAUCUCUCUGUCUCUCUCUCUCUCUCUCUCUCUCUCUCUCUCUCUUUCUCUGCACCAUUUAUUCUGUCCAUCUCUGUAAAGCCUCCGGUUACGAUUCCAGCUCGGACUCUGUGUGCAUAGUGUGUUUAUAAGGGUUUGGGGUACAAGCGACAUAGAAAAGCAAAUGUGCAGAAGUUGCUCACUAUUUAAAACUUGUUUUUAUUUAACAGUUUUGAGAUACUUGAAAUGAAGAUAAAGUCCCUUUGGGGGAAAAUUCAGACCA
This is a messenger RNA of Tachysurus fulvidraco (yellow catfish), 5771 nucleotides long. Its product is annotated as histone-lysine N-methyltransferase KMT5B-like. NCBI's taxonomy places the organism in Eukaryota, Metazoa, Chordata, Actinopteri, Siluriformes, Bagridae. Gene Ontology annotation, cellular component: nucleus. The transcript is spliced from 10 exons. The record is from RefSeq and is a predicted model, not a curated record. Gene Ontology annotation, molecular function: histone H4K20 methyltransferase activity; protein binding. The coding region runs from base 420 to 2810 and encodes 796 amino acids.